AUGUUAAUUGUGGUAUCACCGAACCUCACGUCAAUGGCCUUCGUACCUCCCUGUUGCGGUGACGAGGACUUCCGGCUUGCAGUGUUUCUCACCGAGGCUAACGCUAGUCCCGAGAACAAGCCUUCUCUCCGCCUUCUCUCCGAUGUUUUUCUGGUCUACCGACCAACGUGGCACUGGGAAGGUCACUACUGGCUUGGGAGGCAAGAGGAUUUCUUUAACUCUUUGCGUUACCUGGAUAACCUCCUGUCCAUUGAACACAUCGCCAGUGACAUCGUGGAUAAAAAUAGUAUAACCGAGCUUGAUUUCAGAGUUGGAUACUCUAACAUCAGCAGAAUGGUCCUUGGUCGUUCUUCCCUUGAUUCUCUGUCGCUUGCGGCCCUGAUAGCUUCGUUCAAGGUUCUCAGGGAAUUCCGAUAUUUUGCUGGAGGCAGAGUGGAUUCGGGCACACAGUUCAAUCCCAAGACAUUUUUUAAAGCGAUGUGCUGGCACAAAGACACACUUGAAAUCCUGGAUCUUGACGUCGCAUGCCAAAUGAAUUUACUUGACAUCCCAUGUGAAUUUAGGAGGGAGUACGCUAUGGAACAUUGGGAAAGCGGUCCUGACCCCUGGUCCAAUUCAAGAGAGAAACGCCACGAAUUUCUUUCGCAAGUACGGAGACACAAUAAAACCCUGAAAGACUUUGUGGCCUUGAAAAGGUUGAGCUUGGGAAUAGAUUUGCUCCUGUACUUCGCCAAGGGCAUCAGAUUCGACCUGUGGGAACUACCUGAGGGGUAUGAGCACCUACGCUUGAUAGAUUGUUUGCCAGAUUCGCUGGAAUAUUUGUGCGUUCGGGGAUACCACAAGGGCGAGAAUCCAGAUCACGAUGAACAUAUGGAUGAGUUGUUAGCCCUUUUCAAGUCUGGGUCAUCUUCACUGAAGGAGAUCGAGGGUAUUGAAGAAACUAUUCAUGUCCCCGGCCCAGGUCAUUACGAUCCGGACCCCGUGCUAUGGACCGAGCGCCCUCUGAACAAUAGUGAGAGUGAGAGUGAGAGUGAGAGUGAGAGUGAGAGUGAGAGUGAGUGA
Penicillium bovifimosum is the source of this 1062-nucleotide messenger RNA. RefSeq lists its product as uncharacterized. The record is from RefSeq and is a predicted model, not a curated record. Lineage: Eukaryota; Fungi; Ascomycota; Eurotiomycetes; Eurotiales; Aspergillaceae. The coding region runs from base 1 to 1062 and encodes 353 amino acids. The transcript has a single exon.